Molecule: messenger RNA, 5413 nt
Organism: Labeo rohita (rohu)
Lineage: Eukaryota; Metazoa; Chordata; Actinopteri; Cypriniformes; Cyprinidae
Gene: zbtb38
Product: zinc finger and BTB domain containing 38
Exons: 2
Coding region: 855-4508 (1217 amino acids)
Molecular function (GO): protein binding
Source: RefSeq, a predicted model, not a curated record
GGUGCAGCUCAGCCGUACCAGCAAACAGCACACUUAUAUGUGCACAAACUGUGGACCAGUGUAAAGCAUGUUUCAUUAGGUGGACGGAGAACACGAGCUUGCCUGUGCAUUUAAAUUCAUAGCAGUUCAUAAUCUUUUUUUGGAGGAGUGAGGGGGGCUCAUCUGAAAUAGCAUCGCCGUUAUUUAUUCUACGUGAUGGAAAAUGUCAAAAGCUGCCUCGCGCCAGGUGCCGUUUUUGUGUUGACACCAGUGGACGAGUUGCAGCAUCCACCUCUCACGGCACGCAAGGCGCUUCUCACACGUUAGCACGCUGAUCCGUUUUCUCCGCGCUCUCUCUUUCCGGAUACCCUUUUGCAGUGCUUAAUGAAGUUGCAGGGCUUGCUAGCACGCCGCAUCUCUUUUCCGCUGCUAAUAAUGCACAGACAGCAGUAGAGCUGCCCUGCCGACUAUUUAUAAACUCCACAGUGGGCGAAAAGACCCUGGUGGCCAGCUAGCGAGCGUACGGAAGGAACGAGACCUAUAGCGGGGUUCGGUGGAGCAGACUGAUGCCCCCUGCCACCUCUGGACUGGGCGUCUCACGCAGAGAGGGCACUGGGACUAGGGUGCACGAAAAAGAGAGAGAGUGUGUGAGAGAGAGAGAGCAGGCAGGGUAGACUUAUAGGAGAGACUGCGAUCGCAGCAGAGAGCAGCAAGUGACGAGUUGAAUCUAAAAAAAAAAACAAGCUGUAACACUUUCGCCUGUGAACGAAACAUCUUUUUCCAGCCAUCAGUGGAUCGCAGGAACGAGGAAGGCGUGAGCGAUGUUUUCCGCUCUCCGUCCAUUGAAGCGCUUUCUCUGAUUAACUGAAAUAAAGAUGACUGUGGUCAACCCCAGCACUCUUGGUCUGGUGGACAGUUCCCACCCCCAAGCUGUCCUCAGUCAUCUUAGUGAACAGCGUUCACAAGGCCUAUUCUGUGAUGUAAUUAUCGUUGUGGAGGAUGUCAAAUUCCGGGCCCACCGCAACAUACUGGCUGCUACAAGUGGAUAUUUUCGCAAUGCUUUCAAAGCGCCCGAGGUCUACACGUCCAGCCAGGUGCUGGAGCUAACAGACCUGAAAUCGGAGGUCUUUGCUAGCAUCUUAAACUUCAUCUACAAUGCCAGAGUGGAGUCAAGUAGUACAGAGGACAGCAGGUCAUUGGUGGCAGCUGGAAAGCGUUUAGGAAUUCCCUUUCUGGAGAAAUUGCUAGACUCUGAAAGGCAGAGCACUAGUCUCUUGCAAGGCCAAGCCUCUGCAAGCUGCGGAAGAUCAAACGCUCAAUCAAAGUUGGCAGACACCUGCACAUUGAAAAAAGAAACCCUCAAGCCUGAGGAGUUGGACUGCUCUAAGGGCCCAAGGAUCACCAAUGCUUUCUCCAUUACUGAGGUUGAGGCAGUCAACAACCCAUUCUCUACACUGGAGCGCCGUAACAAAGUUAUUGAGGGACUUGAGGAAGGGAAUCCACCUUCUAGCUCCCAAGAUACAAGCAUGUCACCCAUAGAGAGUGAGCCUGCCAAUGCCCUAACUGAGCACUCAUAUGCAGUGAGCCAGGGGCAAGAGUCUAAAGAGGUUAAUCAGGAAAAUGAUAACAGAAGCAUCAUACCUGUCAUGCCUCCAUCUAAGACUUUGGUUAGCCAAAAGCUUGGACCUAUAAAGAAGCGUCGCAUACAUUGUAAUGGUAUUCCACCUCUCUCAAAUGAGCCGGUUGCAACCAUACCCACUAUUACAAGCACAUCUACAGUGGAAAAGGCUACCGUUGCUCCAUUAUCUUCCUCCCAGUUGUCUUCAGAUUCAGCGCCAGAAAUACAGUCCAGCCUCGAUCUGUUGCCACCGCUUGACAUUGCACCCUCUCAGGAUGCAGAGCCACCCUGCCUCAGUCCUCAGAAUACACCCACCUUCAGCUGCCAGCAAUGCCCUGAGACCUUCAGCGACUCUGGGCUUCUCACCAUCCACAUGCAAAUACACAAGCGAUUUGUCAGCCAUUUGUUUUGCAAGUACUGCCGUAAAAAGUUUAUGCAUCUGAAAAGAUUGCGCAAUCACGAGCAGGUUUGCAUUAAAUCCCUCAAAGGUCCAUCUGAGUUAGAGACAAAUAAUAAGGACUCUUUGCGAGUCCCGAUCUCUAACGGUACAUCUAAUGCAAAUUCCACGCAACACUCCUUACCUCCACCAGAUCUCCAUAUCCCUUUAGAUUUAGAGCCCCCGUUGACUAGUCCCCUUGAGAUGUCUCAGGAUCAAGUUAACGGGAGCUUAAAAACAAGCACUUCGAGGACUUAUAAAUGUUCUGUAUGCAAACGAGCUUACGUGACUCUUUCUAGCCUAAAAAGACAUGAGAAUGUACACUCAUGGCAUCGAGCCUAUCCUUGCCACUACUGCAACAAAGUUUUUGCUCUGGCUGAGUACCGCACCAAGCAUGAGAUCUGGCACACUGGGGAACGCCGGUACCAGUGCAUUUUCUGCUUAGAGACCUUCUUGACUUAUUACAUCCUCAAGAAUCACCAGAAGACCUUUCAUGGCAUCGAUCCCCAACUGGCUGUCAAUAAAAAAUCUGCAAACGGUGGAUUCAAGAGUAGUGUCUACCCCAUAAAGCUUUACAGGCUUCUCCCAAUGAAGUUCAGAAAGAAACGUUACAAGUCUUACAGUCGGACAUACUCUGAAGGGAUCGAGGGCGACGAUGAGUCGUACAGCGCACCGCUGGGCAGCUGUUCCCCCAGUGCUCUUUUUGACAGUACAGUGCCGACGGCUAAUUCAGAUGUUGUUAGCGGUCAGUCCUUAUUUUCAUUGCCAGUCACAUUCAUGGCCACUCCGAAAAUGAUGGCGUCAGAAACGCCUCGUAUCAGCUUCGACAAACCGUGUGACCAAAAUGUAGGAUUUCCUGCGCCAUCCGACAUAGACCAAACCUUGAAACACCUCUCUGCUGAUUUCAAGAAAAAGUCUGGAUUUGAUGGAAAAGGGUCGCCGCUGUUCAGCUACAAAUAUACAGAUUCCUCAAAAGCAAUACAAAAGAACUCAGAGUCUUCUCUGGUUACGCACACAAGAAGUGAUUCUUCAACAGAGAAGAACACAGAAAACAGCACAGAUAUUCUUCCGUUCCUCAACAUACCAUCUGUGUGCUCCUUCGAAGGGUUGAGCAAGCUGAGCGAACUGUCAGCAGCAGCGCAAACCAUCGAGGACAUGGCUAAUCAGCUGCUACAAGCAAGACCUGAGAGCAUAACGGCGGAUCAGCCGCCCAGUGGAAAGACAGAAACGUACAUUGCUAAGCCUGCAUGCCCAGGCCCAUCGAUUGACAACCAAGUCCUUCCCCUCUGCCAAAUAACAGUGAAAAUUGGCAACGAGGCAAUUGUUCGGCGAAAAAUAAAAGGCUCGAAGCUGUUUCCCAAGAAGAGGAAAAGGAAAAGCUGGAGACAAGAGGGCAUAGGCCAAAGAACCCCUGCAGAGGAGAGCAUUGGAAGUCCGAGUUUGAGGGUGAGGACGGAAGUCACGACUUCGGUUAGAGAAAACGAAUCAUAUGAUGACCCAAACGAUCCUGAAACGGACGAACUGUGGCGUCCCUAUUACACGUACAAACCUAAAAAGAAGAGUAAGAAGCUGAAAGGAAAACGAAUGAGGAUGAAGCAUCUGAGAUGCUACACCAGGCCCUUGUCACCUGAAGCAAGUGAAGAUUUCAGGGAGGCACCGUUCUCUCCAGACGAGAGGAUCUCAGCAGACAACUAUGGGGUCAGGAGGGAGCCGAGGCAUAGCAGCCAAAAGGAAGCUUUCCCCUGCCACAGCUGCGAGAGCUCUUUCUCCAGCCAGACCUCCCUCAGCAUGCACAUCAUCAGCUGCCAUCAGCCACGCUGCAGAAUAUGUGGUAAACAAUGUCCCCCUGAAGACACGUCCAGCACAGCUGGGCCCACUGGAGAGGAUAGUGGUGACUUUAUCUGCAAGAGCUGCAACGAGGACGGCUCCUGUUUCAGCUCGGAUGUGGCAUCCCACAGCCUGAGCAUGGAAAAGCGUUACAGAUGUUCUUACUGCCCUCAGCGGUUCCUUUACCUCGCCACCAAGAAAAGCCACGAGAAGAAGCAUUUAGAAAAGUCAGGAAAAGGACACAAUUGCAGGUACUGCUCAAAGGUGUGCAAAUCAGCAGUGCUGUUGAGCGUGCACGAGAGCAAGCACUUCAAGGCGGAAGACGGAGAAGAUCCAGACGUGACGUGUAAAAUAACCAGUCCACUUUCUACCGCUAAAGAGCGCAAGGGACAGAUCAAGCCUGAGCCUUGGGAAAGCAUGUAUACCAGCUCAGAGAUCAAGCCAAAGAUGGACAUGGAAACGGAGGCGAAUUAUCCUGCAAUCACCAGUGUCUACAAGAAAACAUCUCUGUCAUUUCCAUAUGCAGCAGAUAGGUCUUUCAGUCCUCUUUCCCCAGAAAUAAAGAGGAAGACGUCCAAGAAAAAAAGCAUUUUGGAACGUUCUAAAGGAUUUGGAUUUGAGGAUUUGAUAUGGGGACAACAGGAUUGACACAGGUACAGUCAAGUAAAGUGCUGACUCGGUCCAAUCUGUCAUGCCUGCAACCAAAGGAACUUCCCAACAGCCUACAGUUGCUCAAGUCAGAACAGCACUUCUGCAAAGAGGAACCUUAUUUUCACACCCACGACAGGAAGGAAAUGCAUCUCCUGCUGAUGUCACGUAGAAUAAUGACGUAAGUGAUGGGGCAGGCCUUUCUACGUUUGAAAAACGGGGGAAAAACGCACACGAAAGUAUGAGGAGGUUGGCGUAGUGACUUUGCAUUCAAGAGAACUUGUGAGAUGUAAAUAUAGAGUAUUUUUGGUCGUUCACAUUAAAUACUAUUGGUAGUUUUCCAUGUUUUUCUAAGAGAGAAGAAGUGGUUUUAUUUUUAUACGUUUUUAUUUGUCUAAGUGGAUCUUCCCUAAUCCAUUGCUCAUUGUGUUGUACUCUAUGCAUCAAGUAAAGUGAACGACUAAGCAGCACCUUAUGGUAAAGAUAACUGCGAGUGAUUGUACUUAUAUUGUAACAUUAACACCUUUACCACCAUUUCAGUUUGUUUGUUGCACACAAAUGCAUUAAUAACUCUGCUGAUCUUACUGAUAAAUGCUAAAAAUGAUUUUACAGAAUAUACCAAAUGUUUUACCUUUCAUUUAUAAGAUUAAAUAAUUUUGUGAAAUACUUACAAAUUAUGAAAUAAAAAAAUAACACAUAACACAAAAGUCAUGUUAUUAAGCAUAUCACAACAUCUUAUCACAAAAUUGUUGUAGUGCUGUAAAAUGUAAUCAUGUUAAGCCACAGUAAUGUUUUGUGACAUUAAAUUGAACACAAAUGAAAACAAGGCUGUAAUAGGAUGUAUUCACAGACUUAAAGGCACAAUAUGUAAGUUUGUUUUGAUUAAAAUAUUCAAAAACCACUAG